Molecule: messenger RNA, 234 nt
Organism: Aspergillus welwitschiae
Lineage: Eukaryota; Fungi; Ascomycota; Eurotiomycetes; Eurotiales; Aspergillaceae
Exons: 2
Coding region: 1-234 (77 amino acids)
Source: RefSeq, a predicted model, not a curated record
AUGGUGGCCAGGGAAGUCGUCCAAGGUCACCUGAGCAAGCGUCGUGGGAAGCUAGCCGUCGGCGUGUGCGCCCGUCAGUCGAUUCGUCAACAAGUCCGGGAUGCAGUUCAGCCACAGACGGGGGCAGACAUCAAACUUUUCGACUUCGACCUCGAGCCGUGUCACACCUGGGCGGCCCCUUGUCGCGACAACGACGCGGUCACUAAUCUUGCGCAAAGUGAUCAUCAAAAGUGA